GUCUCCACAGUUUUUACUUCCUCCUGCUGCUGGCCUACUUCAUAGCCUGCUGCAUCUACAUCCAGCCUCUGUACCAGGCUCUGAGGAAAGGAGGUCCCAUGCACACCGUCUUCAAAGUGCUCACCACGGCGCUGGCAUUACAGGGCUGCUCCGCUCUCUGCAACUACAUCCACUUGGCCAGGUAUUCUCGAGAUGGUAUUGGUAUCCCUCUGAUGGGCAGCCUGGCAGAGUUCUGGGAUAUGGUGUCCCAGGUGUCCAUGCUGUACAUGUUACUGAGUCUGUGUAUGGGCUGGACUCUGAGUCGAGGCAGGAAGCCUCAGUCCAGACCUCUGCAGUGGGAACAGUCUCCGGCCUCCACGGCUGUCGCUGUUGGUGGAGUCAUUACACAGGGAGUGCUGCUGCUGUGGGAGCAGUAUUCAGAGUCUGACAGUGAACAUCACAGCUACCACGCCCAGCAGAGUCUGGCAGGUAUCCUCCUCAUGGCUCUGAGAGUGGGCCUGGCUGUGCUAUUGGCCUCUGUCCUCUACCAGAUCAUCUCCACCGAAAGGAGCACCCUGAAAAGAGACUUCUACCUCAGUUUCGCCAAGGGAUGCUUCCUGUGGUUCCUCUGUCACCCGGUCCUUGUCCUCUUGUCUGUUAUCUUCAACGAGCACCAGAGGGAGAAGGUGGUGACUAUCGGUGUGAUUCUCUGCCAGUCCAUCUCCAUGGUGAUCCUCUACCAGCUUUUCCUGUCUCGUUCUCUCUACUGGGAGGUCUCCUCUCUCUCCUCCGUGUCUCUGCCGCUCACCAUGUCCAGGACGAACCACAGGGGGCGCUACUAAGCACACCCACUGUCAAACUUUACCCGAUCACCACGGGAGAGGGAGAACAUGCUAAGAAAACAGAGGCUUCUCCUCCCUGAACUUCCCAUCCUGUCAGAGGAGGGAGACGUCCUGAGCCUGAUGAAGCAAAGAAGACAAGGAGUGCUGUAACACUGCAGGGACUGUUCUCCUUUGCUGUUAACUGUUUCCUGGGAGAACAAUCAUGGCCACUAUAGAGCAAGUUACCAGGAAACGAUAGCUUGGGUCAGAGAAUGACCAGAGGACGAUAUUUACAGCAACGCCCUACCUCUAGUGACAGAUGAUUUUUGACUGGACAUUGCUGAGUAGGAAGAAAAAGUUAUUUAAUGCGGGACCACCUAGAGAGGAGACUCUAAGUGGUCUCUUGUGCUCUCCACGACAUGCUGGAUGUGAAAAUAGCAGCCAACAUACAAUUUCAAAUGAAAAGACGGAUGAAGACGGAUCGGCGACAUCAAAAUUUUAAGGAUGCAUCUAGUGGUGAGGUAGAAGUCAAACAUGAAUGAAGAUUUACCCUUGACAGUGCGGAGGGUAGAGAUGGUUGUUUGGACCUCAAGGACACAGGACAAGAUCACAUUCUUGUGAGGUUUAUUCUUUUGUAUUUAAGGCAACUUCUCUGAACUUGCCCUGCUCAUUAAACUAGACUUAGAUCAUAUACCCAAAGAGAUAGAUAGUAAGAUAGAUUUAAGAAAGACACAAAGGAAAAGAAAGUUGUUUUUCUUUCUGUCUUAAAGGACAAGGUUGGUGUUAUUCUGUGUUUUUCUUAUUCUCAACAAAUCCCAUGAAAAGAACAAAACCAACAGUGUAACUCUCAAUAACAGACAAUACCUUGUCUGUGCAAAUGUGGAGGUUGCAACCACAUUUCGAACCAUAAGAAGUACAUCUUUAAAAACUGCCCAUGUGAUUUAAAAAACAAAAAAAAAAAAAACAAAAACUAAAUCUCCCAAAACAGCAGAGCACUGUAGUUUUUAGCAAACAUAACUCAAACAGCAAUAAAUAGUGCAUUUGUUGGGGACUAGUUUCAGCUGCGGAUUAAUACACAUUUGGUGCUCUACUGAGAGUUUACAGUAGCAGAACGGUGCAUGUGGGAUUGAAUCAAAAAUAAAAUACAGUGCCCGCAUUCAUCGUAAUAACGGAAUACGUCUGCCCGUGCAACAAUGUGGUUCACCGUUAAUGUCAAUACUUUUUGGACAACAGUGGCGCUCUAUGGCCCAGAGAAAUAAGACAGUAAGAUCAUUUCAUUGUCUGUUUUGUUCUUCUCAUCACAUUUCUGGAAAGUAAGAGAAUAGAUGAAUGGAUGGAGAGUUCAGUGGAUCAGUACGUGGUUAGACUUACAUGUUAGUCAGUGGACAAACAGACGAUUGGAUGGGCUGAGUAGGUGGUUGAUAGAGAUGGAUAUACUGAUGAAUGCAUAGGUGGAAGAAUGGAUAACGUUUGGACAGAUGGAUACAGUAUGUGGCUCCCUAGACAGGUGGAGAAAUGGAUUUUUAGUGAAAUAUAAAGGUUUAUUUUUGUCUUUGCAUAUCCAAAGUGAUGCAUAUGAGCCAAAAUAUCAGUCUGUGUGUUCCCUUUACUCACAGAUCAAGCUGUACUUAAAGUCGUUUCUUCACUCUCGACAUGAAUUUAGGAGCUGACAGCAUGCGAGACCUGAACCCUUGAAACCAUGUAAACUGUAUGUAGCUGGAGAGACACUGCAUGACUUAUCCUUCUUUUUUUAUCUUUUAAUAUAAAAAGCGAAUCAGGACAAACCAAAGUCACGUCAAACGAUUCCAGUGUGCAAAUACAGUCCAGUGGUAUUCCCAAUUACACAUCUCCAUUGUUACGUUCUCAGAUUAUUUAGCUCUGGACACACUGUGACUUAUUACUGUCACGGUGAAGCUCACUAAAACUGACUUAUUUUUCAAAGGGAAUAUUUGGAAAGCAACGUGAUACAUGGAAGCUAAAGCAGUUGCUGGCACUACACACUAGUUUCCUCUGUGAUUUCAGUGUUUUAUUGAACCCUAUUCAUUAUGAUCUAAUUACAUUAGUAACCCUGUUAGAGCUGCAACUAACAAUUAUUUAAAUGACUGAUUAGUAAGUCGAUUAUUUUCUCCAAUUUAGUAAAUCAAUCAUUUGGUCUAAAAAACAUCAAAAAACAGUGAUGAAGUUGAUGUCUUAAGAUGUCUUAUUUUGUCUAACCACUUGUCCGAAAACCCAAAGUAUUCAUUUUAAAAUGAUACAAAACAGAAAAGCAGAAAGUCCUCUGAUUGGAGAAGAUGGAACCCUCAGAUUUGAUCAACUAACCGUUUUAGUCACUUUCUAAGCGAAAAUGACUAAAACGGUUAAUUGAUAAUUAGAAAAGUUGCUGUUUAAUUUUCUGCAAAUCGAUUAAUAGACUAAUCCUUUCAGCUCUAAUGCUGUUUUGUCUGCUAAAAAAUAAAACAUUUCUUCAUGCAGCAGGCUUUUCAGUUACUUCAACAUGGAGGUACAGUCUCUGUCCCCACGCAGCCCAAGUCUCUCUUUUAACUUGCCGAAAAAAAAAAAAAAUAUCAAUUAACUCAAGGUACACUUACUAAGCAAGCAAGUGGGCCUUGCGUUAAAGAAGUCCUGUGGAGUUUGCUUGUAAACAAAGGUCAUGAUGCAUUCUGUGUAUCCUUGAGGUCUAACAAAAAUUUGCUGUUGAAUUGUGUAAUGUUUACAUCAUUGUUUACUAGCUACCAGUCCUCUUUGCCUUUGCUGGCGCAUUGCCGUGUUUCUCUGCACCAUGCCAUCGCCAACAGGCAGAGUUGCGUACCGAGUCGCUCGCAUGCUUGUGCAAAAUGAAACGUGGAUCCACUCUGACAAACAUUGCUCAAAAGCACUGCUAGCGGUCGAAAACUCCAUAGGGCACCUUUUUAAAAUUUUGUUUGGUCAACUACUUGUAAGGCCAAGAGUGCACCUAC
Molecule: messenger RNA, 3757 nt
Organism: Xiphias gladius (swordfish)
Lineage: Eukaryota; Metazoa; Chordata; Actinopteri; Istiophoriformes; Xiphiidae
Gene: gpr180
Product: G protein-coupled receptor 180
Exons: 6
Biological process (GO): response to pheromone; G protein-coupled receptor signaling pathway
Source: RefSeq, a predicted model, not a curated record